Molecule: messenger RNA, 2044 nt
Organism: Cornus florida
Lineage: Eukaryota; Viridiplantae; Streptophyta; Magnoliopsida; Cornales; Cornaceae
Product: polygalacturonase At1g48100-like
Exons: 7
Coding region: 165-1724 (519 amino acids)
Biological process (GO): carbohydrate metabolic process
Molecular function (GO): polygalacturonase activity
Source: RefSeq, a predicted model, not a curated record
UCAAUGUUUGCUUAUGUCCGCAUACAGUCUCAUUUUGGAGAGCUCUUCCUAUAUAAACCCAGCCAUUUCUCUUUUUGACCAUCUCUCUCUCUCUCUCUCUCUCUCUCUCUCUCUCUCUCUCUCUCACCCACCCACAUUUCCAUCUCCAUCUCCAUACAUUGAACAUGAGUGAGUUAAGCUUUAAAAGCCUCACAUUUAUGUUUUUCAUAGUAUUCCUUGUGUGGUCAUCAAAUGUUAAUAAUUGUGAUGCAAGAAGAGGCAAGCAUUGGAGGCAGAGUAGGAGUACCUCAGCUUCUCUGUCCAAGAAGAAAGGAAAGUAUCAUCAUGGCAUUACUCACCACCACAAUAAUGGUGGUAAAUCUAAACAUAAAACUCCAUCUCGAAAAGCACCACCUCCUCCAGCUACCGGACCAAAAGAAGGUAUCCCAUCAACCCCACCAAAGAAAAGUUACAAGAAUUGGCAUUCCACCACCUUCAAUGUUUUGGAUUUUGGCGCCAAGGGCAAUGGAAAUAGUGAUGACACCAAGGCGUUCCAAGCUGCAUGGGCAGCUGCUUGUAAAGUGGAGGCAUCAACGAUCAUCGUUCCAUCAGAAUUCGUGUUCCUUGUGGGACCCAUAUCAUUCUCUGGUCCUUACUGUCAACCAAACAUAGUCUUUCAGCUUGAUGGCACAAUCAUUGCACCGAUGAACUCUAAAGCUUGGGGUUCAGGUCUCCUACAAUGGCUUGAAUUUACAAAACUAAGAGGAAUCACAGUUACGGGAAAAGGCUUGAUUGAUGGAAGGGGCUCGGUCUGGUGGCAAGAUUCCCCAUUCGAUGAUCCCCUUGACGAUGAAACAAAACUAAUUGUUCCAUUAAACAGCACAGUAGAAAGGAGCCCACUGGUUCCGAUAAGCAGCUCACUUGGUGGGAAAAUGCCAAGCAUCAAACCAACUGCACUCAGGUUUUACGGGAGUUUCAACGUGACAGUCACUGGCAUAACAAUUAUAAACAGUCCCCAGUGCCACCUCAAGUUUGACAACUGCAUGGGAGUUUCAGUAUACGAUAUGAGUGUCUCAUCUCCCAGUGACAGUCCCAAUACAGAUGGAAUUCACUUGCAGAACUCCCAAGAUGUUCUAAUCCAUAGUACCAAUCUUGCUUGCGGAGACGACUGUGUUUCUAUACAAACUGGAUGCAACAACGUUUAUAUACACAAUGUGAACUGUGGACCAGGGCAUGGUAUCAGUAUCGGAGGUCUAGGAAAGGAUAACACCAAAGCCUGUGUCUCCAACAUUACUGUUCGAGACAUCAUUAUGCAUAAUACAAUGAAUGGAGUCAGGAUAAAGACAUGGCAGGGUGGGUCAGGGUCUGUGCAAGGAGUCCUGUUCUCAAACAUUCAAGUUUCUGAAGUCCAACUUCCAAUCAUAAUAGAUCAAUUCUAUUGUGACAAAAGAACAUGCAAAAAUGAAUCAUCUGCUGUGGCUCUAUCAGGAAUCACCUUUGAAAGGAUAAGAGGAACUUACACAGUAAAACCCGUACACUUGGCAUGUAGUGAUAGCCUUCCAUGUACAGAAGUAACCCUAACCGCGAUACAACUGAAACCACUGCAAGAACAGUACCACAUGUAUAAUCCCUUCUGCUGGCAAUCCUUUGGAGAGUUGAAUGCCCCUACUAUCCCUCCAGUUGAUUGUUUACAGAUUGGGAAGCCAUCAAAUAACCGGAUUCAAACUGCCCAUGACUCCUGUUAAGUGUUAAAUUUUGCUAGGUACAUUGUGGUGUGUUCAGUAUGUUGGUCGGUGUGACUUCCUGACCCCUUUCACACCAUUAAUGAGUGAGCUAAGGAUGCAUAUAUUAGUAUUGCUAGUGUCAUGGGAAUUCUUUUUUUACUGAGGUUGCUUGGGUUCCCAUUGCGUGGUAGUAUACAGACAUUGUGUGAGAAUAUACAGAUAUUGUUAUUAGUUAAAUGUUUAAUAGCAUGAUAAAAAGCAGCCUUGAUACUAUGAUAUAAGGCAGCCUUCUCUGCUAUGUUAAACUAUCCCAUUGUUAAUAGAUAUACAUGCUUGAUUUC